Aspergillus alliaceus is the source of this 1353-nucleotide messenger RNA. It is a transcript of the gene nsdD, whose product is annotated as GATA-type sexual development transcription factor NsdD. NCBI's taxonomy places the organism in Eukaryota, Fungi, Ascomycota, Eurotiomycetes, Eurotiales, Aspergillaceae. Gene Ontology annotation, biological process: regulation of DNA-templated transcription. The record is from RefSeq and is a predicted model, not a curated record. Bases 1 to 1353 code for a protein of 450 amino acids. Gene Ontology annotation, molecular function: sequence-specific DNA binding; zinc ion binding. The transcript has 3 exons.
AUGUAUUCGGGCCAACCGUUACCAUACUCUUACUCAACGUCGUCCGCCAGCGCAGCCUCUGUGCAACCUGGGUAUAUCUCGCCUCCAGAAUUGCGGCGUGCGCUCGAGGAAGAAAAAGAGAAACAACAGCCGCAAAGGCAAUCGCUUCCAUCCAUCCACGAGGCGUUAGGGAAUGAUAACCCUCUUCCAUAUCCUGCACCUACAUCGGCGGCUCCCCAGCAAGCUCACCAUGCACCACAUUCGCAUCUUUUGUCAUCAAACGUUAUGGGACGGCCGACCGGCGAAGCACCGUCGGGACCAGCGAAUCCAUUUUCAAAUGGAACAUCAUCAGGGUCUUUUAUGCGGGACUCCGCUUAUCCCCCAUCCCAGCUACAAGCGGAGGCAUCUCGGGCAAGUCUAGCAUCGGUCACCACUCAAGAUUCGAGAAACCCCUCGAUCCAAUCGCUCAGUUCGGGAAAGUCGCCCACACAAAGCGCAAAAACAGGGAUUACUUCGAUCGCAGGCUCGCAGGCCGGAUCUGGCUAUGAGUACAGUGCUCCUACUUCUGCGGGAAGCAUCGCAUCUCCCAACGGCUAUGGCGCGUUUCCGCAGAACUACUCUUUCCAAUCGCAACCCCCGCCUAAUGCGCCAACGUACCCGGUUGCGUAUGACGCUCGGCCUUACGGUCCUACAUGGAAACCAGGCGUACCCGAAACCGCACGUGUGGAUGAAAUGAAGGCCGGGAUUGCGGGUCGUGCUAUUGCGGGACAGAUCCCGGGCGAUUCUGUCAAGCGGCACCUAGAGGUCUACGAUGUGGAGACAUCGCUAAAUGAGAUUGCCGAGAUAAGCACCCGCACAUUGGAAUUUUCUCGACACUACGCUGCCAGGGCGCACCAGACCCAGCGUUCCGGUCCUGUGAUAGGAUCUCUACCCUCUUUACAGGAAGUGGAGGAGAUGCUUAGUGUUCAGCGCCGGAAUCAUGAUGCCCUGCUCCGUAUACGAACCGCAGUUGUGAACCAAGAGCAUGCAUUAGCGGAGCAAAUGGCCCAAAGAAAAGCUUUCAAAACCGGUGGGGUCCGUGACGAUGACCACAUGGCAAUGUACCAAGACGAAUACAAGGGAAGUGGCGGCUUUGCCGGACCAGAUGCGAAGAAGCGACGAGGGAAAGCAGCCCCUCCCGGCCGUUGCCACAGUUGCAACCGAGCUGAGACACCCGAAUGGCGCCGUGGUCCAGAUGGUGCCCGGACCUUGUGUAACGCAUGUGGCUUGCACUACGCCAAGCUAACGCGCAAGAUGGGUGCUAAACAGGCAUCGUCCUUGGGUUCCAAUCUUAAACCUAAGACUCUUGACUCCGCAUCUCCAACUGGCCGUUGA